Molecule: messenger RNA, 1547 nt
Organism: Theobroma cacao (cacao)
Lineage: Eukaryota; Viridiplantae; Streptophyta; Magnoliopsida; Malvales; Malvaceae
Source: RefSeq, a predicted model, not a curated record
UUUUUUGGGCUUUACUUUCUUUUCUCAGUGUAGAGUAAUCGUCAAAAACCAGCCUUUUCCAGCAAUACCCAGUUGCCAAAAUCCUUCACAUUUUCCUGUUCUUCAAAAAAAAAAGAAAAGAAAGGGAAUAUUUAUUUUCAAGCUGUCAUUGUCUGGAGAAAAGAAAAAAAUGUACCACCCCAGAUCAAAAUCAAGCCUUGACAAGCUGUUUUUGAGGCAGUUUUGAGAGAGUGUUAUUUUUGAGACAGUUUUUUUACUGAUCAGUUUAAGUUUUAGGUUGCGAAAGUUGCGCAAAAGAGAGUUUGUGGGAAGUGUUAAAGAGAAGAAGAGUUGAAUUUUAAGGAAUUGGAGUUAUCUUGUUAGAAAAAUGAGAGAUUUCCCAUCCUGUUUUGGUGAAAAUGGGGUGCAAGUGGCUGAUUCUUCAUCAUCAAAUACUAGUAAAAAUGCGCAGAAUUUGGUUACUUGUGUUUAUCAAUGUCGAAUUCGGGGUAGGUCUUGUUUGAUAACCGUUACUUGGAGCAAGAAUUUGAUGGGGCAAGGCCUAAGUGUAGGGAUUGAUGAUUCUGCUAAUCAGUGUCUUUGUAAGGUUGAUAUAAAGCCCUGGUUGUUCACUAAGCGAAAAGGGUCUAAGAGUUUAGAAGCAUAUUCUUGUAAAAUAGACAUAUACUGGGACCUUUCUUCAGCGAAAUUUGGAUCUGGGCCUGAACCUUUGGAAGGGUUUUAUGUUGGUGUUGUUGCUGAUAAGCAAAUGGUUUUGCUUCUUGGGGACAUGAGGAAAGAAGCUUAUAAGAAGACUGGUGCAACUCCUGUUCCUUCCACUGCCGUUUAUGUGGCCAAGAAGGAGCAUGUUUUUGGCAAGAAGGUAUUUGGUACCAAGGCACAGUUUUGUGAUAAUGGUCAAAUUCAUGAUCUGAUAAUUGAAUGUGACACGAUUGGUGUGAACGACCCCUGCCUUAUAAUUCGACUGGAUGGAAAGACCUUGAUGCAAGUGAAGCGGCUAAGGUGGAAGUUCCGGGGAAACCAUACAAUUUUGGUUGAUGGAAUGGCUGUAGAAGUUUACUGGGAUGUCCAUAAUUGGCUCUUUGGAGCAUCACUUGGAAAUGCUGUUUUUAUGUUCAAGACAUUCCUCGCAGCAGAAGAGAAGUUGUGGGUUAGCCAACCCAUUCCUAAUCCGAGUACGUUGCAAUGGUCUUUCUCGCAGAGAUUUCAAGAUUCCAAGUCACAAAAUCUUGGUUUUUCACUGAUUUUGUAUGCUUGGAAGAAUGAGUAGAGAGAUUGUGAAGUUCUUCUCAAGUGCUAACAGAAACUUUUAGUGAGUGGUGAUUUUUAUCAACUCUGUGAUUAAUUACAAUUAAUUUGAUAAAAAAUGGGUACAUUUGUUUUUUUUUAUUUUGGUUUCCCUUCAGUUUUUUCUCCCCGGAGUAACUUGAGCUUUUAAUGGAUCAAAAACAAUUUUAUUGUUCUUGGUCAGUUUGGUCAGCUGUAUAUCCUUGAUACAUUAGUUUAAUUCUCAAAUUUUGUUAUAUGAAAAAAGAAAAAUUCUUCAA